CCCUCUCCGCACACACAUUCCCUGGCUGUUUGGCCACUGUUAUCCGCCCAGAGCCAGGGCUCCAGAGCCGCCGGCAGGGGCGAUGAAGAAGAUUUUCACCUUGGCGGGUAGGAGGAGCCGGCGGCUCUUGGGCUUCUCCGUUGACACCUCUGAGGAUUCCGGGAAUCAAUCGCGGCUGGUCUAUCGUCCGCGCCACAGGGUCCUGGAGAAGAUUUGGCUGGGAGAAAAUGACAGGGACCAGAAGAGACUUGCCAUCAAACUUCAUCUUGGUGAUCCAUUGUCUAAAUCAGAAGAAAAAGACUAUGAUUUUGAUGCCAAGCAUAUUUCUAAAUGUCCUCUUCAGAAAUAUGUUGGCAAAUAUGGGCCUGCUGAUCAAAGAAGGAAAGAUAUAAAUGAACAACUACAAGACUCUUACAAGAAAACAAAGCCAAAUAGGCAAAUGAUCAAGAAGCUACUAUGUGACAAUUGGAGUAAAAACAAUGAUAAACACAUAGAACCUGAAUUAGAAAAAAAUAGCUUUUCUCUACCACACAAUGACUUACAAAUUACAGUCUGGGAAAAGCAAGAAAUUCUUAAAGGAAAUCAAAAUAUCCAGCCACAGACUUUAAUGUCAAAGUUAAAAAUUUCAUCUGCUUGGAAUGUAACUGGCUUGAGCAUCUACAUUCAGGGAGAGAAUUCGUUUGAACAAGAAAGAAAGACACACAAAAGUAAUGAAAUGGGAACAUCAGAAAACCUCCCAUAUGAUGAUGAUCAUGGUGGUGGUGGUACAUUAACUCAACAGAGAGAGAGUGGAAAAACUGAUCAUCAGCAAUUUCCUACUAAAGAGGAUGAAGAACAUAAUGGGGAGCAGUUAAGAAGGAAAGAAGAACAAUGUAGUAAGGAAGUGACAGUGAAACAACUUGAACUGACCCUAAGAACACUAAAAAUGGAAUUGGAGGCUGUAAGAAAUAAUUUUAAUCAGGUUGAAGAAGAGCAAAACAACACCCAGAGACAUCUUUCUGCAAAAGAGAAGGCCAUAGUAUUCAAAGACGAAAUUCUGAUCAUUCACCUUGGCAAGCAAAAAGGGACAGAAAUGACUAAAAUGAAAAUGAAUGAUGAGGAACAAGCAUCAUCCAAAGAAAAAAUUCAGCAGUUAAAAGAGACUAAUAAUGCUUCAAUAAUGAAUCAAAAGGAACUCAGAAUUAAAGAACUGGAGUAUGAACUCUCCAAAAUGAAAGCUGUUCAAGAAGAUUCUAUGAUAAGAGAACUGGAAAAAUAUAAGCAACUGUAUCUAGAAGAAGUACAAGUUAGAAAAACAUUAUAUAAUAAGCUAAAUGAGACUAAUGUCACAUUAGCAGAGGUCAGAACCAAACUUCUUCUGGAGAAGCAGCGGAACAGAGCUUUACUCAACACUCUUACUGUGAGACCCAUCCCAGAGUCAACUUGUGUUGGAAAUUUUAAUAAUAGCUCAGUGUUGAAUAGAAAUCUUACUCCAAAAGAAAACUUAAUGAUACCAACUUCAAGACAGCAGUCUUCAUAUAACAGCAUGGUGGACUAUUUGUUCAUGAUGCUGGAGGAGAUGCAAACCGAUAUAAGUAGAGACCUAGAUGAGAUAUUGCUGAACUUGGAUCUGGAUCUUACGGAACCUUUAUCUAAUGUCAAAUAAGUCAAAUCUAAAUCAAGAUCGAGUUUUGAAAGAAUUAAUGUUUACACACUUGAAAGAAAUAUUAUAUAUUCUGUGAGAUAAUAAAAUUUUCUUGGGACCUGUUCAUAUAA
Oryctolagus cuniculus (rabbit) is the source of this 1755-nucleotide messenger RNA. NCBI's taxonomy places the organism in Eukaryota, Metazoa, Chordata, Mammalia, Lagomorpha, Leporidae. The record is from RefSeq and is a predicted model, not a curated record.